Messenger RNA from Cervus elaphus (red deer), 781 nucleotides. RefSeq names its product C-type lectin domain containing 9A (gene CLEC9A). The record is from RefSeq and is a predicted model, not a curated record. Gene Ontology annotation, biological process: receptor-mediated endocytosis. Bases 115 to 567 code for a protein of 150 amino acids. Gene Ontology annotation, cellular component: cell surface; membrane. Lineage: Eukaryota; Metazoa; Chordata; Mammalia; Artiodactyla; Cervidae. The transcript has 3 exons.
UAUUGGUUCAGUUUCUUUCUCAUUUCCUUCUUUACCAAGUUAUGCUUUGGCUAAAACUUCAUAAACUUCUACUUUCUGGAUGAAGAUGCAUCUAUUCUAUUCCUUAAACUCAACAUGUUUUCCCAGGGGUGUGAAAAGGUAGCUAAUUUCAGUUCUUGCAUUAAUCUGCUCCUGACUACAAAACAAGAAUUUAUCUCAGCCUCUCAUGUGGAUUGCCUUAUCCAUCAAAGCAUCCCAGACAUGCAGGAGGAUGAAACAUACACCUCUCUUCAGUGGGAUACUCCAACAUCAAACCCUUAUCAGAAACAUUUGUCUUCCAACAAAAAUUCAGGAGUAUGGUGUCUUGUGAUGGUGAUCUUAUGUAUUUUCUGCAUUGGCUCAUUAGCAGCCUCCAUUUUCUUGGGCAUCAAAUUGUUUCAGAUGUCCACUACUAUAAUGAAGCAGCAAGAAAAACUCAUCCAACAGGAGAGAGCACUGCUCAACUUCACACAGUGGAAGAGAAGCCCCAACCUACAGAUGACAUAUUGCCAAACCUUAAUGCAGAAUUCUUUCAGUUCAGGUAAUUGAUAUAAAAUCAAUUUUCACUGUGCAGAUACCAAUGUAUACACCAGUUCCUCAAAAUAACAACAGCAAAACAAAAAACAAAAAAACCCACACAACACAUAUUUCUCUAUAAAUUAUAGUCAGGAUUUCAUAAAAAGUAGGAGAGAGAUACUUUUGGUCUGCUCUUCAGUUCAAUGUCAUUUAUACAUACAUCAAUGCUAAGUCACUUUAGUGGUGU